Synchytrium microbalum is the source of this 849-nucleotide messenger RNA. RefSeq lists its product as uncharacterized. Gene Ontology annotation, cellular component: proteasome regulatory particle, lid subcomplex; nucleus; cytoplasm. NCBI's taxonomy places the organism in Eukaryota, Fungi, Chytridiomycota, Chytridiomycetes, Synchytriales, Synchytriaceae. Bases 1 to 849 code for a protein of 282 amino acids. Gene Ontology annotation, molecular function: proteasome binding; endopeptidase activator activity; ubiquitin binding. The transcript has 6 exons. The record is from RefSeq and is a predicted model, not a curated record. Gene Ontology annotation, biological process: ubiquitin-dependent protein catabolic process.
AUGUCAUUAUUUGGCACUCCUGCACAAGCACCGUCCAAGCAUUUGCUAGAAAUCAAAGCUGGUAAACUAAUAAAGGAAAAUAAUAUGCUCAAACCAGAUGUUGCUCUUAAAGGAUUACUGUACUUGGAGCAAGAAGAUGACUUGAUGCACGUCAUUUUUCAAGAUCGAACUACCAAGGUUAUUGUAGAGGACUUGAUUCUCUUCCCCGGUGAUGCUGAACUGGUCAAAAUACACGCUCGAAACUAUGUCUUGAAAUGGAAGGAAAUAUCUCAACGAGUAUUCUUUUGGAUGCAAGAGCCAAAGGAAGAAACAGAUGCUGAACUGGUCGCCAAAUUCAACAACAUCAUAAAUAAUCAGUCUGUUGAUGUGAAUGAAGAUGCUCAGAUACAAGCCUUGUUGAGCCAAACGUCUGGAGGUACUUCAUCUCGCUCUGCUGCUACAACAGCACCAGCCUCUGGAGCUGCUCCAUCAAGCAAAUCAGCCCAAAUGGAUCAACUUCGAAGUAUCUUGGCAAACAUUCAAGUGCCACCAUCUGAACCAGACCUGGAUUUAUCAGACGCAAUUACACCAGAUCUCGUCAGUGGAAUGCUGAGUGACUCUCAUGUGGCCCAAGCUUUGUUUCCUCAUCUCCCAGCCGGUGCAAAACACACCACCGCUGAACUCAAUUCUGUCAUACGAUCACCGCAAUUCAAAUCAGCACUUCGAACGUUAUCAUACGCCAUAAGAAGUCAGCAACUUACAGCUGCUCAACUGGGAGUCGAAGGUGGCUCGAAUCAACCAUUACAAAGUGUCUUGCAAUUGUUGAAGAUCAUGCAAGAACGAUAUGGUUCGUCGAUGCAGACUGAUUAA